Drepanopeziza brunnea f. sp. 'multigermtubi' MB_m1 is the source of this 1107-nucleotide messenger RNA. RefSeq lists its product as uncharacterized. Gene Ontology annotation, molecular function: ferric iron binding; oxidoreductase activity, acting on single donors with incorporation of molecular oxygen, incorporation of two atoms of oxygen. The record is from RefSeq and is a predicted model, not a curated record. Lineage: Eukaryota; Fungi; Ascomycota; Leotiomycetes; Helotiales; Drepanopezizaceae.
AUGAGGCUUUUGUCUUUGACCUUCGCAACUUUGCUUGCACCAGUUCUCGUCCAUGCUCAUCCUGGACAUGAUAUCCAGCAGGAGAUCAAAGAACGGGCUGCCUCGCUCGAGAACUACCCCCGCGACCUCAGCCACUGCGCUGCGAAAUUGAAGGCCAGAGGCAACGAAGCCCGGAACAUCGACAGACGAUCGGCUCUGUUGAAGGCGGAGAGACAGAAGAGAGGCCUACACCCUGGUCUGCCUCUCCUCACGGCUCGGGAUGCCGGGACGGUUCUGAACACCAGCCAUCUAUCCCCCAUCGCCUACACACCAGAGACCAGUACCGAUGUCCUAUUCUCCGGCAACAAGUCCUGUAUCCUUGCCCCCGAGGUGACGGAAGGGCCGUACUAUGUUUCUGGAGAGUACAUCCGCUCGGAUGUCCGAGAGACUGAUCACGAGAAUGGCGUAGACCUCAUCUUGGACGUCCAGGUCAUCGACGUGGCAACCUGCGAGCCACUCCCAAGUAUCAUGCUCGACCUCUGGUAUGCCAAUACCACCGGCGUCUACAGUGGCAUCGUGGCAGGCGGAAACGGAGACAUUAGCGAUUUGUCGAACAUCAACACCACCCACAGCCGCGGCCUCCAACUGACCGAUAGCGAUGGCGUCGCUCAGUUCACCACAUUCUACCCAGGACACUACACCGGUCGUACAAACCACAUCCACGUGGCUACACACGUCAACGGAACCGCUUUCGCCAACGGCACGUUCCUGGGCACGACCGUCUCCCACGUCGGCCAGAUCUUCAUGGACCAGUCCCUCACCACCCAAGUCGAAGCCACCGAGUUCUACGCGCCCAACACCCAGCAGCUGACAACCAACGCCAACGACAGCAUCUUUAACCAGGCGGCUGCUGUAGGCGACCCCGUCAUCGAGUACUCCCUCCUCAGCUCCAACAUCGAAGACGGCAUCUUCGGCUGGAUCGCCUUCGGCAUCGAUAGCUCUUUCGUGGGGACCAUCCGCGCUGCUGCUAUGUACGGAGAGAACGGGGGUGUAGCGAACCCAGGCGGUGGCGGUGGUCCCGGCGGCCCUCCUCCUACUGGAUUCCCACCUUCGCCGACUGCUGUUUAA